This is a messenger RNA of Syngnathus acus (greater pipefish), 1774 nucleotides long. Its product is annotated as neuronal membrane glycoprotein M6-b-like. Bases 154 to 1032 code for a protein of 292 amino acids. Gene Ontology annotation, molecular function: structural constituent of myelin sheath. Gene Ontology annotation, cellular component: myelin sheath; plasma membrane. Gene Ontology annotation, biological process: central nervous system myelination; axon development. The record is from RefSeq and is a predicted model, not a curated record. NCBI's taxonomy places the organism in Eukaryota, Metazoa, Chordata, Actinopteri, Syngnathiformes, Syngnathidae. The transcript has 7 exons.
AGAGACAGAGAGAGACAGCUAGAGAGCGAGCGAGAGAGAGAGAGAGAGAGAGAGAGACGCGCGAGCAUCAAGUCCCCACUCCACAAUCCAGCAAGCAUCCUUAUACUGUAAGCCCCCCAGUGCCACUAUAGGAGACCCUAAAGCUCCAUAAUCAUGGAUGGAACAAAGCCGGCCAUGGACUCCAACGCGGAGGAGACUCAAGACGAAGGACAGGAAAGCAAAGGAUGCUUUGAGUGCUGCAUCAAAUGUCUGGGUGGGGUCCCCUACGCCUCCCUGGUGGCCACCAUCCUCUGCUUCUCCGGCGUGGCCCUUUUCUGCGGCUGCGGCCACGUAGCCCUGACCGGCACCCUGACUAUGCUGGAGAACCACUUCUCCAGGAUCAGCAGCGACCACGGCACCCUUACCACGGUCAUUCAGAUCUUUCAGUACAUCAUCUACGGCAUCGCCUCGUUCUUCUUUGUCUACGCCAUCGUCCUGCUGGCUGAGGGCUUCUACACCACGAGCGCCAUCAAGAAGGAGUUGCAGAGUGACUUCAAGACCACCGUGUGCGGACGUUGCAUCACCGCCUUUUUCAUGUUCCUGACCUACAUCCUCGCCCUAGCCUUCCUCACUAUCUUUGGCUUCACAGCCAUCCCGGUGUUCCUCUUUUUCAACAUGUGGAACACCUGUGCCGCCAUGAGGUCCCCGGACUCCAACAUCACCUCGCCCGACUCCAUCUGUGUGGAUGUCAGGCAGUAUGGUAUCAUUCCCUGGAACGCAACACCGGGAAAAGCUUGCGGUGCCACCCUGGGAGACAUCUGUAACACCAGUGAGUUCUACCUGUCCUACCACCUCUACAUUGUGGCAUUUGCCGGUGCUGGAGCGACUGUUAUAGCACUGAUUCACUACUUGAUGAUCUUGUCAGCCAACUGGGCUUAUCUGAAGAGCGUCGUCUCCACGCACGACUACCAAGACAUCAAGACUAAGGACGACCAAGACCUGGAGGCAGAGGCGCGCUCCAAGGAGGGCCAGAACUCGUCCUCCUACUCAUAAGGAUGAGCCACUCCCUCUUCAUAGAGCGCCGCCCAUUUCCUCCGCUCACACUUUCAACUGCCACACUUAGUACCCCAUCUGGCUCCUUCAUAAAAAAUGUUUUACAAUUUUUAAGACAAAACAACAAAAAAAACACCCUAGUUAUAGUCAAGAGUCCCGCCAUCUCCUGAGUCUCUCUGCUCUUCCCUUCCGCCAUGUUGGAUAGAGUGGGCGUGUUUUCCCACCAGAAGGGAACGGGAUUGAGGGUCAGGAGGAAGGGCAGCCCCUCCCAAAAAAAUCGGCUUCUGAAUGGGCGAGCUGGUCCAUCAGGCUGGAGCUCGUAUACAGUCGGUGGGUUUACCAAGAGUCACCCGGCUGUCGGGCCGCGGCUCGUCCGAGUGGGCCGGAUGGCGUCCUUGCCUACCCCUGAGCCAGCGCAGCCUCUCCAUGCACAGCCCCCCCCCCGUUGACUAAAUAAACAUUGUUGACUGUGGGCGCCCGCCACGCGCAAGUCAGACAGCAACAACAUCCUCUCUUUUUUUGAUGUUUUAUAUGCAUAUAUAUAUAUAUCCAUAUAUAUAUAUAUAUAUAUGAACAUAUUGUGUGAAUGUGUGCGAAUGUUGUCGUUUUUUAAUACCUUCGGAAAAUGCCAGGGACUCUUAAGAUCAUUCUUAUGUUUUUGGUGUUUUCUUUUUUUUUUCUCACUUUACUUCUAUACAUCACUAACUAUUGUUGAUGCUCAAAAUAUUGUUACUGUAAAAAC